Molecule: messenger RNA, 2725 nt
Organism: Pungitius pungitius (ninespine stickleback)
Lineage: Eukaryota; Metazoa; Chordata; Actinopteri; Perciformes; Gasterosteidae
Gene: apip
Product: APAF1 interacting protein
Exons: 10
Coding region: 131-868 (245 amino acids)
Cellular component (GO): cytoplasm
Molecular function (GO): metal ion binding; methylthioribulose 1-phosphate dehydratase activity
Source: RefSeq, a predicted model, not a curated record
UACCACAUCCGGAAAGGGAUCCAGUCCGGGUGUCGCACGUUGAUGACGUAACAGCAGUACAAACCUCAACGUUAGCCGUUUUGACAUCUUAAUUGUGUUUUAACCACCGACUGACUUCAGAACGCAGGAGAUGUCCUCUUUGUGUGGCCCCAGCAGCAGCUGCCAAGAUGCAGAUCAAGCGGCUGCAGAGAAACAAGAGAAGGAGCAUCCCCGGGUCCUCAUCCCCGAGUUGUGCCGCCUCUUCUACCAGCUGGGGUGGGUGACGGGGACGGGCGGAGGCAUCAGUCUGAGACGAGGAGAGCAGAUCUACAUCGCGCCGUCGGGCGUCCAGAAGGAGAGAAUACAGCCAGAAGACAUGUUUGUGUGUGACGUGGCCGAGAGGGACAUCAGCUGUCCACCUGCCUGGAAGAACUUGAGGAAGAGCCAGUGCACGCCGCUGUUCAUGAACGCCUACACUAUGAGAGGGGCACAGGCCGUUAUACACACCCACUCCAAGGCUGCUGUCAUGGCAACACUGCUGUAUCCUGGCAAAGAGUUCACCAUUACGCACCAGGAGAUGAUCAAGGGGAUCCGUAAAGACCGCUCGGGCACCAACUAUCGGUACGACGAGAGCCUCGUCGUGCCCAUCAUCGAAAACACGCCGGAGGAGAGGGACCUGACGUUCCGCAUGAUCCGCGCCAUGGAGGAGUACCCCGAGUCGUGCGCCGUCCUCGUGCGCCGCCACGGCGUCUACGUCUGGGGGGAGUCGUGGGAAAAAGCCAAGACCAUGUGCGAAUGCUUCGACUACCUGUUUGACAUCGCCGUGCAGAUGAAGCGGUGCGGCCUGGACCCCUCGGCCCGGCCCACGGAAGAACGGGGGCUGGUCUGACAUUCACCGCGGCUUUUUUUUUUUUUUUUUUUUCAAGACGGACGUGUUGCGGAAAGGGAGAAGGCUUUGAACCUGUUUAUCCGGUGCGACUGGUUGGGAAGCUGUCGCAUCCAUAACUCCGUACCGUGUGCUCCAGGAGCUCCACUAAACACGACGUCUAAUGACCAGCAGUCACCUGUUCAUGAAUACUUCAUCAGUCCACUGCAUUAAUAGAGUAUUAUUUCAUGCUCGCGUGAUAUACUUGUUAUUCUUUGAGGAGAUGCCAGCGUGUCUGACUUCAAACGCAUGAGGUUCAUUACGACUGUGAGAUGCAGCUCAGUCUCAAACAGGUGGAUUGGACAUUAGAUCAUGUAAAUCAUCUAAGAUGAAAACUCUGAAUUAAUAUGACCUCUUAUGUGCAAAUGUGUACACAUAUCUGCCUAAUACAUUAAUAAAGGAUAUAUUUAUGUAAUUAAUGAGUAAGAUGCUGGAUUUACAGGAGAAGCGAUGAGAGAGAGAAUGUUUGGCAUCAUUUAUGAAUCUUGUCUUCUUCGACCAGGAACCACGGAACGCAAAGUCAUACAUGAUGUUGAUCCUACAUGAGAAAAGGAAGUAAUGCCACUAAAUGAGAGCGCUGGUGCAACAUUGUUCCCCAGAGGCCCACCGGUGAGGAACGUAUCACUCUCCACUUGACUCCAGGUUAAAGACUUUGUUAGUUUAGCUGUUAAAUAUCUGACGGGGUCAACACUCGUUUGUGUUGGUGUCCUUGAAGCAGUUGGGCCACAGUGAUGAAUAUGUCUGACAUGAAGUCACCUUAUGCAUUCCCUCACAUCCUUCAUCUUACAUGCAAGUGCAGUCAAGACCUUUUAUUUGAAAAUGUGACCGUUUUACUCAACUUAAGUUACGUUAUUCCAUUUUAAUUAGGAGUAACAUAACCGUAAUUCUCAAAGAAUGUUUCUUUCAUAACAUUUCGGUACAUUAAAGAAAAUAAUAGAAAUCAAAUAGUAUACCUUAAAUGCCAUAGAAUUGUGUCAUGUAACACAUGGCACAGUUUAAAAAGUAUAUAAUAUAAAUCAAAAGGGUUACAGGGCAUGAAAAAUGGCAGAAUAGAUUGUUAUAAAGAAGACAACAAAAGCCAAGUAAAGUAAACCAAACUAAUGUUAAAAAACUCCAAUCGUAGUAUUUCAUUUCAAGGCUAUAAAGUCAUAAUAAGGAUGUUAAUAAUGCUACCAAGUCUAAAAGUCCCAAAAUACAUUAAAAUUGUACAGCGUAGUUGUAUAGUAGGCUAAAGUAUUUCUUUUAAGAGACUCAAACUCCCACGUCUCAUGUGGACAAAUGUCCUGCUACAGCAUGUCAACACGUCAGAAAGACUUUAUGAAAAGUCAUAAAAACAUCAUUUAGUGUGACAUCAAGUCAUGAAAAUGUCAUGGCAUAGUGACCGGUGACAGGAGGCGGUCAUAAGGGUCAAGAAAAAGUCGUAUACUAUGUUGAAAAUGCUAGUAUUGUUUAUAGAGUAGAAUUAUGUGCUGUAAAUGUUGUAAAAACAUCACACUUUGUCAAAAAUAAGGUCCUUGUAUCCAAUGUGGACAAACUAUUCACAAAAAAGCAUAAAAUCAGUUAUAGUAUAUUCUUUCUAGGAAAAAAAAUGAAACAUGGAUUUCUAUGCCGUAAAAUAUCCUUGUGUGUAAUUUUCAAAAAAGCAUCAAGGCUCAUAAAAAGUCACGUUAUGUCACACGAGGUCAGAGCAGUAUUUAUAACUGUAGCCACAAUUAAUUGAAAACAUUUAACGAUGAGCAACUUUUACAAACACAUUCAUUUGAUCCACUGUUAAUAAAGAAUUUUUGAAUGAAACCGCUUUGCUGGAUGGUGUUUAAUGAA